ACAAGUGACUGGGUGAAAGAUGAGAGCAAGUAUGGGCACCAUGAAAGUGUCAGUCCUCCUCACUUUCACAAUCAAAUAUUUGAGGGGCCCGAUACUGAUAUCGAGACUGUGGCCUCAUCUGAACGAACUGCUUCAGUGCUACACAAGUGACUGGGUGAAAGAUGAGAGCAAGUAUGGCAUUAUGAAAGUAAAUGAACCUUGCAAAUGCAAGGCGAACCAAGGGUGAAGAUGCUACUGAUGAUGACACCCCAAGUAGCUCUGGACGCCAAUUUGCAGACUCUCAUGUUUCUCAGCGUUUUGGCCAAUCUCCCCUACCUGCUUAUGAACCAGCUUUCGACUGGGAAAAUGAG
Messenger RNA from Rubroshorea leprosula, 350 nucleotides. Lineage: Eukaryota; Viridiplantae; Streptophyta; Magnoliopsida; Malvales; Dipterocarpaceae. The record is from the annotation of a GenBank genome assembly.